UGAUUAGCUGUGUUAAUAGGAUUUGGCUUCUGGUUCCAUGUUCUAUGACAUGAGCUUUAAACCACAGAGACUACCCGAGUGACAUUUAGCACCUGAACCUGCAGAGGAGCGACACUCUGACUCAACCUUUGAACAGUAGCCUACCUAGCCAACAACUACUCAACGAUCUAACUGACUGUUCCUUUAUCUGGGCGAUCACACAUCGUUUAGUGACUGAAAGGCUGUUUCUGUGUAGUUAGGCACUCCGGACAACUAACCGUCAAGAUGUCGAUGGACCAGCCGGAGGAUCUGGAGAUGGAGGGAGAGGAGGGGAUCGACUCCAAGGAGCUGAAGAAGCAGCUGGCCGAGUCGAAGGCAGUUAAAGUGCUGAUGUUGGGUGCUGAGGAGUCUGGGAAAAGCACCAUUGUAAAACAAAUGAAAAUCCUUCACCUGGGUGGUUUUAAUAAGGAGGAGAAGGUGUCAUCCAGAGGGGCGAUCUUUGGUAACAUCCUGCAGUCAGCUCUGUCUAUCGUCAGAGGCAUGGGUAUCCUGGGGAUCAAGUACGGAUCACCGGCUGCGGAGGAUGAAGGCACGAAGCUGGAGAACCUAUCCAACUCGACUGAGGAGGGAACCAUGUCUCCUGAGCUGGCUGAGUGCAUCAAGAAGCUGUGGAUAGACCCUGGCAUCCAGGAGUGUUUCGAGUCAGCAGCCGAGGGCUACCAUCUCCUCGACUCCGCUUACUACUUCCUCAGUGACCUGGAGCGCAUCACCCAGGCUGACUUCACCCCUAACGACCAGGACAUCCUUCGGUGCAGGAUCAAGACCGGCGGGGUCAAUGAGGAGAGGUUCAUCUGCAAAGAUGUCAAAUUCAGGAUGUUUGAUAUGAGCGGUAGAAGAGAAGAGAGGAAGAAGUGGAUCCACUGUUUCCAGGGCGUCCAUUGCGUCCUGUUCUGUAGUUCCCUCAGCGCGUAUGACCUGGUGCUGCUGGAGGACGAGGAAAUGAACCGCAUGCACGAGUCUCUCCAUCUAUUCAACAGUAUCUGCAACCACAGGUUCUUCGAGGACACCAUCCACGUGCUCUUCCUCAACAAGAAGGACAUCUUCCAAGAGAAGAUCAAGAAUGUCCACCUCAAUGUCUGCUUCCCCGACUACGACGGGCCUAACACAUAUGAAGACGCCAGCAACCACGUGAAGAUGCAGUUUGAGUCUCUGAACUUGAGGCAGGCGGAGAAACCCAUCUACACCCACAUCACCUGCGCUGUAGAGACACAGGACGUGAACCAGGCCUUCAACACCAUCACAGACGUUAUCAAAACCAACCUAAAAGACGCCGGGCUGUUCUGAGCAGCUCCUGACUGAAGAACUUCCAUCAGCCAACUCACUGGUUUUUAUUGGGCCACUGUGCUGGAGAAGGUGGACAACUGUUUAUCCUGCUGUCAUCGUCACCACCGCCGAGCCCUGGGUUCCUCGGAUGCAUCCCUCUACUACUACAACAACAUCAUCAUCAAGUCCAUUGGGUAGAAAACAGAGUAUCAACAUUUAACAUUUUUGUUGUAAAAAAUAAAUAAAAUGAAAGUGCUCCUUGGACGGCACUUAUAUUGCGUAACGUACCAUUAAACCCCUGAAGCUAGUGUUUAUGUUUUACCUUUAGUAGUCUCCUGCUGUUUCUCUUUAACUUGUAAAAAAAGUUACCAAGUUAACAGCAGAUAUUUGAAAAUGAUCAUCUAUUUUUAAUUGAAUCUAUUUUAAUAGCAUAAACUGUGUAUUGUGAGACACAAGCUUAGACUAAAUAAUAAUAGACCAAACUAUUUUGAUCAGACCAAUAUAUCGUAAGUACUGUGAGAAAGGGAUCGUUUUGAAUAUUACGUUUGUCCUUAUUUUUGAAGUUUAGAGACAAAAUAAAGAUGGAUAGACUUCUCUGUA
Oncorhynchus kisutch (coho salmon) is the source of this 1902-nucleotide messenger RNA. Its product is annotated as guanine nucleotide-binding protein G(t) subunit alpha-2-like. The record is from RefSeq and is a predicted model, not a curated record. Bases 265 to 1323 code for a protein of 352 amino acids. Lineage: Eukaryota; Metazoa; Chordata; Actinopteri; Salmoniformes; Salmonidae. Gene Ontology annotation, molecular function: GTP binding; G-protein beta/gamma-subunit complex binding; G protein-coupled receptor binding. The transcript is spliced from 9 exons. Gene Ontology annotation, biological process: adenylate cyclase-modulating G protein-coupled receptor signaling pathway; detection of chemical stimulus involved in sensory perception of bitter taste. Gene Ontology annotation, cellular component: photoreceptor outer segment; photoreceptor inner segment; heterotrimeric G-protein complex.